GACCGGAUCUGCAUCCCCGGUGUCCGGGCGUACAUCGGAGCGCCGUUCGCUCAUUAGUCAUGUUACUGCCGCACAGGGAACCAUUUCAGGACAUCCAUAACCCCAAGAAAUUUGGUCUUGAGUCUUAGUCGAAAGGAAAAAGUUCCCAGUGGAUUCUUUCUUGUGAUUAUAUUUAGAUCACCAUGGACCUCAGAUAAGGAUGUAAAUGACCAUGGACUGGGAAGGCCACAAGAACAUUUCUCUCCAGAAAUAUAGCCAAGUGGGGUGGGUGACAAGACAUUUGUUCUGCCUCAGGUGGCAUUGACGUCGUGUGGGAAGCAGAGGGUCCCAGUCCUGUCUUGAAGGUCCCUGCAGGGUAGGGACUCUGUGGCAACCAUGGAAGCCAUAGCAAAGUAUGACUUUAAAGCGACAGCAGAUGAUGAACUAAGCUUCAAACGAGGAGACAUACUGAAGGUCUUGAAUGAAGAAUGUGACCAAAACUGGUACAAAGCUGAGCUCAAUGGAAAAGAUGGAUUUAUUCCCAAAAACUACAUAGAAAUGAAACCACAUCCGUGGUUUUUCGGCAAAAUACCACGCGCCAAAGCGGAGGAGAUGCUUGGGAAACAGAGACCUGAUGGUGCCUUUUUGAUCCGAGAAAGUGAAAGCGCUCCAGGAGACUUCUCCCUUUCUGUCAAGUUUGGCAAUGAUGUACAACAUUUCAAGGUCCUGCGAGAUGGUGCAGGAAAAUACUUCUUGUGGGUGGUAAAGUUUAACUCUCUGAAUGAGCUAGUAGACUACCAUCGGUCCACGUCUGUGUCUCGGAACCAGCAGAUCUUCUUAUGUGACAUCGAGCAGGUGCCACAGCAACCUACCUAUGUUCAGGCACUGUUUGACUUUGACCCCCAAGAAGAUGGGGAACUCGGAUUUCGACGGGGAGACUUCAUCCAAGUGGUAGACAACUCAGAUCCCAAUUGGUGGAAAGGGACAUGUCAUGGGCAGACUGGCAUGUUUCCACGCAACUAUGUGACACCUGUCAGCCGAAAUCUGUAACUAGAGUCUUCACUGGACCAGAGGCCAAGAAGGAGCACAGGCAGACUUAUCUAGAAGGGAUUGACUAUGAUGCCAAUAGGAGCAUACAGAGUAAAAAAGAUUUAACAAAAUCAAACAACCAUGGUUGAUAACUAACAUACAAGACAACUAGGCCUGCACGAUAUAUCGCAAUGACAAUCAAAUCGUGAUUAUUGCCAAUUGCGAUAUGUCAAUUUGGCCCUUGUCAAAAUUAGGCAAUUUACCCACCCUGGCUCAGGCAGCGGCUCAGGUUCUGGCAGAAGCUCAGGCUAGGACAGCAGCAACAGUGACUGCAGGUCAGACUCAGGUUAAAGGGCACUCACGCAGGGCAGCACUGCGCAGCAAACUGGAGUGUAGAGAUCAGAGGGUGGUGUCACAACAGGUUAGGGGUAGAUCCACCACUCCUGGGCAGCCCAGUGUAGUAGACUUCGUCAAUGCAGGGGAAUGGCUAUGAGGGCAGGGAAAUGACUAUAUGAGGAGGAAUAGCUAUAAGAGGAGGGGGGUGGGAUUUUAAGAAAGAAUGGCUAUAUGAGAGAAAGGGGAUGACUAUAUGUGAAGAAAAGGCUACAUGAGGGAGGGGGAAUUGAUAUAUGAAGAUGAAUGGCUAUAUGAGGAGAAAUAUAUAGCCUGUCCCCCCCUCAUAUGAGCCAUAUAGUCAUUCCCCUCAUUUCAUAUAAUGAAAUAAGGGGAAUGUCUAUAUGAAAUAGGGGGAUUGGACAUGAAAAGGGGGGGUUUCACCAUUUGUUUAUUGUAUCGCAAUCGCAUAUCGAAAUCACAAUAUUUACCUCUAUAAUUGCAAUCACACAUUUUCCGAAAACUGUGCAGCUUUAUUGGCAACUGCAUUCCUCGCCAUGGGACAAGCAAAUAAACCUAUUUUAGGUGUGUCCAGCUCUAACAUAAAGAUAAACAGAGGACUCAGCUUUCCACCAGCUUACAUGGGUGGUUAAAUUAAGGACAUGAUUAGACUGUGGUUCAGUGGGACCAAUAUGUUAGUUGCAGAAGGAGCCAUCUGUCAGAGCACCUGCAACCAGACUGUUGUUCCCUACCAUGCGGAUAGAAGGGGAUUUUUCCAACAAUGGAGUUCUUGGUCAAGCAUUUGGUUUGCAGAUUGAGAUUUGAAUGGCAAAGAAAAUGCUAAUUUAUUUAACUGUUCUUGUUGUUUACUUUUAUGCAAAUAAAAUUUUUAUAAUUGCACUA
Hyla sarda is the source of this 2244-nucleotide messenger RNA. RefSeq names its product growth factor receptor-bound protein 2-like. The transcript has 7 exons. Bases 376 to 1029 code for a protein of 217 amino acids. The record is from RefSeq and is a predicted model, not a curated record. Lineage: Eukaryota; Metazoa; Chordata; Amphibia; Anura; Hylidae. Gene Ontology annotation, molecular function: protein binding.